Lotus japonicus is the source of this 1513-nucleotide messenger RNA. RefSeq lists its product as uncharacterized. NCBI's taxonomy places the organism in Eukaryota, Viridiplantae, Streptophyta, Magnoliopsida, Fabales, Fabaceae. The transcript has 4 exons. Bases 439 to 1149 code for a protein of 236 amino acids. The record is from RefSeq and is a predicted model, not a curated record.
GAGAGAGAGAGAGAGAGAGAGAGAGAGAGAGAGAGAGAGAGAGAUUUUAAGUGAACUCUUAAAAUUGCAGUGAGGUUGUUUCCCGGUAAUGUUGUGAACUCAUUGGAUCUUGGGUUCCUUCAUUUUCCAUCAAAGGGUCAGUCCAUUCUUGGGAUUACUUUUAUUGUUUGUUUGUAUGAGCAAUUGAGUAGCGUUUGUGUUGAGGAUUGAGUUUCAGGAUUUAGUGUAUGUUUCGUGUAAUUUGCACGGACUUCAUCUCAAUCCAUAAGAAGAUUUCCGUUCAUUUUUUUGUUUUGAAGUGCACGUCUGUUUGCAUUGGUGUCAACAGAUAUCCAAACAUAACCUUAGCUCUUGGAGGCAGUUUACUUUCGUGCUCUCCGUUUUGUUGUUGGGAAAGGUAACAAGAGGGAGAAAUUGGAUUAGUUUUGUGGCUUUGGGAUGGAAGAUACAAGUGUAAAGGAAGUGGGAGUUGAAGUUGAUCUUGAAAGUGGGUUGGUAGUAGUAACUAAAGAUGAUUCAAAGAAUGUCUCCACUCCUGGGAAUACAAAACAAGGAAAGACAUUAUUUGAUAAAUUUUCUUGUGGGCUUGUUGUUGGGGAUUCUAGGAAAGGUGAGGUUAGGCAUAGUGUAUACUUGAACAAGUCAAAUUUAGGUAGUGUUUGCAUAGACAUUGUAAAAGUGUCAAAAGAGAAUACUCUGGUAAAGGAGAAGCGAAAGAAGUCCAGUAAUAAAAAGGCAGCCAAACCUCCAAGACCUCCGCGAUCACCAUCACUAGAUGCAGCAGACCAGAAGCUAAUCAGGGAAAUCACUGAACUUGCAAUGUUAAAGCGCGCAAGGAUAGAGAGAAUGAAAGCCUUGAAGAAGAUGAAAGCGGCUAAAUCAUCAUCGUCUUCCAGUAGCAGCAUGUUUGCCAUGAUUUUCACUGUCGUCUUCUGUAUUGUGAUAUUACUUCAAGGCAUGUCACCAGGAAAAAGCUCAGUGAAAAGUUUCCAGGAAUAUCCGGUAUCUGCAGGAGGAGAAGAGGGUGGUUUGAUUCUUGCUCGACACCAAUUCUAUCCAUCUUCAAAUGAUCCAAACGCGCCGGGUCUAGAAUCUCAAAAAAUUGUACAGCAGGUCACUGGUUCGGAUUCAUCUGUAAAACUUAGAUGAGAUGCAGGUCAAUGUAGAUUUACUGACAAUAAAAAUGCCAUGACCUUCAUGUCUGCAUUUUGGUGAGAAUAGAUGGUUUUGUGCUCAUUUAUGUGUAACUUCUGGAUUUGAGAAUAGAUUCUGAAGAAAGAAAAGUUGAUCCAAACAUGCUAGUCAAUGACAGGGUGAGCUAAAUUACUGUGAUAGUGCUGCUUGUGCUCUUUAUUGGCUUGCCAAAAAGCAACUGCCUGUUGCUUACACUCAAGACAUUUAGAGAUUUUGCUUUUGAAGUUCCAUGUCCAUCUGUAAUCACAUAACUAUGAUGUAUCAAUGUCUUUCUAUCAAUUCCCAAUUCUGAGUGAAAGCCUUUCUUAUAUUUUUGUUA